Pygocentrus nattereri (red-bellied piranha) is the source of this 1635-nucleotide messenger RNA. It is a transcript of the gene rln3a, whose product is annotated as relaxin 3a. Bases 575 to 1357 code for a protein of 260 amino acids. Gene Ontology annotation, cellular component: extracellular region. The transcript is spliced from 5 exons. NCBI's taxonomy places the organism in Eukaryota, Metazoa, Chordata, Actinopteri, Characiformes, Serrasalmidae. Gene Ontology annotation, molecular function: hormone activity. The record is from RefSeq and is a predicted model, not a curated record.
GUUUUAGAGACCAUUUAGAACGGGUGUAGAUGUCUGGGGCGAAAGCGUGAAGUGAAACGGGAUUUUCAUGUCACCUCACGACCCAGCGCUGUGCUUUAUAAUGAAGGGGAAUGACUGGGUUCACUCCAGCGUAAAACACUAAAAUGAGAUUCUGCCGUGUGGAGGGUGUAUAUAAGUUAACGUUACUCGUCUAAACAGCAUUACUGUAUCUGUGAUAUACUGCAGACGAACCUUUUCGUAACGUCGACACGACAGCGCAAACAGUAAUUUGUCCCCUUGGACUUGGCUGUAGCUAUGCCAACGGCGUUUAUUUUCAACGGCUUGGCUACCUAGCAACGCUAGCUGGCUAGUGAAAGUGAAGGGUGUUCGCCGUCUUUCGCCGACUAGCUUAGCUUAGCUUUGCUCGUGGAGCCAGCAAUGAGUGUAGACUCGCUUAUAUUCUGCUAACAACACCCGCCAUUUUGUACAGCCAAUCUAGCAUUUGACAUCGUCAUAACAACGACUAGCUCUGUCGAGGCGAACAGAAACUAACAGUCUGUUCGACGUGUUGAUUCGGAUCCCCCGCUGGCUGGCUAUGCUUCGCGAGUCACCUCUACAGCGGCCCUCGAGCCAAUCACUUAGCAAGGCAGGUGGCUAUAAUGGCUACGGACACAUUAUAUCUAGCUACGUGGCAGAAUCUGCGAAAAGCCUGAUCUUGGAGCAGAUGCAAGCAGCAGAGCUCUUCACAUAUACUUGCAAUUUAAAGGAGACCUUUGUCUAUGUGGUUGGGAAGAUAGGCAACAUGCGUUAUCACAUUUUGAAAAUGUCAUGCUCUCUGAAUCUCACGUGGCUCUCAACCCCCAAACCCCUCCCGGCCUGUAACAGCCAGCGUUUCUCACCUCUCAGACACGUCCACAGGUACCCAUACACAUCUGCAGUUCUGGCCGUAUGUCUGUUGAUGGCUGGAGUGAGGGCAAUGGAUGGGCCCACAUAUGGGGUCAAACUGUGUGGUCGCGAGUUCAUCCGCGCAGUCAUCUUCACCUGUGGAGGCUCUCGCUGGAGGCGCUCCAUCACAAGUACAGAUGAUCUAACUCUGGACCCGUUUAGCACAGAAGACAGAGACGCUGCAGACGGCUGGGUGCUGCCAUCAGACCCGGAGGUGUCCAUCCAGCAGGCCGCCGAGGCCGCCUCUUUGGGACUGACCCGCAGCGGUCAGGAGGGUGCAAUGUUCAGCCGCCCUGCACGCUCCCUUAUCUCAGAGGAGGUGCUGGAAGCCCUGCGCACGUCCAGCAGAAAGGGCCGCGAUGUGGUGGUGGGACUUUCCAACGCCUGCUGCAAAUGGGGCUGCAGCAAGAGCGAGAUCAGCUCUCUAUGCUGAAAACUGCCUCGUCUGAGCCUGUGUGUGUGUGUGUGUGUGUGCGUAAACGUGCGUGUCUUCCUGUUUUUACUCAGAAUUUGAUUUUCUCUGCUGACACAGACACUUCAGGAUCACUGCUUUUGUGAACUCGUUUAGAUGGCACACACUCAUGUCUCGAAAUGGCUUUCAGUUGAUUAGUGUUCUUAUGCUUGUCACCAAACACAAAAUGUUCUAUUUCUCUAUUUUAAGUUUGUAAUAUAGUGAACUCUGGAAUAAAGACAUUGCUCAAUCAGUCUUUA